CCUUCCAACCCUGAUAUUCUAUGCUUAGAAAGCCUGUAAUCUAUUAAGUGUGUUCACUCUAUUUGUUUCCUGUCACUGUGUUAUUCUGUGUGUGCAACUGUCUCUGUGGGCGUAUGUCUGUGUGUCCUUGUGUAACUCUCUCUGUGUGAUGUGCGUAACUCUGUGUGUGUGUGUGUGUGUGUGUGCCUCACUCUUACCACCCCUCCUGGCAGCCACCUCUCUCUGCUGCUGCCCCAUCUCCUCUCACCUUCCCAGCCAGAUGCCCUUUGCCCUCCCAAUCGCCAUGCCCAUGAGUGUUUGAAUAACACAGGGGAACAGGAGUGAAUCUGAGCCCCCUGCUACUCCCAUAGCAGCCAAACCCCUGGCCUCACAAAAGGACCACAAAAUUCGGGAACCAGAGCCGGAGCAAAACAGUUAAUCUUCUAACUGAGCCCAGCCCAGUGUCGCAGAAAGGAAGAGGGCGGGACUCAGCUGUAUAAGAGGCGGCGGUGGCUAACUUUCUUUUACUUUCCCCUUUGACAUGCUUUCCUUCUGCACCCGGGGAACCUGCCAGUGAAGUUGCAGAGAAAUCGCUCCACGGCUGAUUGAGAACAGAGCUGGUGCGAGUGGCCAUGGAGGUCCUGAGGGCCAGGGACAAGAAGGGCCUGGGAGACAAACUACUCCAGAGGGCAAGGACAGAGGAAAAGGCAGUGCCUCCCAGAUGCAAACUGGCCACACUGACCCCGGAGAAGCCAACGCAGGAGAGGCCAUCCCGAGCUGUGCUGGAAAACCCCGGCUUCUCCCCAAUUGGACUUAUUUUGAUCUCUUCUACAUUUACAUUUAUUCCAAUCUACUCGCUGGUGCUGCUGUAUUGGGCAUUUGGGGCCGCAGACAGAACUCUCCACCUCUACCUGAUCCCCAAGAACCGUUCAGUAGAAAAGGCAACUGAAGAACAUGAGAAAUACCGGUCAAUUUCUGUGGACAAGCCGCCUCACUUAGGAACUCGUCAUGGUGUGCCAGGUGUACCGGAUGCCGUGAUAAAUCCGUCGGAUUUGAAAUGUACCUACAUAGGGCCUGAGAGCUGGAAGCCCUACACCAGGGACAUGGAAGAACGAAUGCAGCUCAGCUUGACAAAGCAAAAAUACUGCACAGGUGAUAGAGAAAGUGGACCUCUCCGGAUUGCCUCUCUGAGAGCAGGCAUAAGCACAGGGAAAACAACAAGAGAUCUCCUGGUCAACACCUUGGAUGACUUGGGAGAGAGCGAGUUGAAGAACUUCAAGCACAAACUGACUGACAUUGAUCUGAAGGAGGGAUACGACCACAUCCCUAAAGGGAAACUGGAGAAUGCAACGUCUCUAGAGAUCACUGACCUCUUGAUUGGACACUACACAAUGGAUUAUGCAUUGGAGGUGACCACGAUAGUGCUGGAAGCCAUCAACCGGAAAGACCUGGCAAGGAGAUUAAGAAGCAUAACAAGGACUGGGAACGUGAAACAUCCUGCAUCAGUGUCUGAUCCUCCCACCGGCACAAGCACAGGGAAAACAAUGAGAGAUCUCCUGGUAAACACCUUGGAUGUCUUGGGAGAGAGCGAGUUGAAGAACUUCAAGCACAAACUGACUGACAUUGAUCUGAAGGAGGGAUACGACCACAUCCCUAAAGGGAAACUGGAGAAUGCAACGUCUCUAGAGAUCACUGACCUCUUGAUUGGACACUACACAAUGGAUUAUGCGCUGGAGGUGACCACGAUAGUGCUGGAAGCCAUCAACCGGAAAGACCUGACAAGGAGAUUAAGCAGCAUAACAAGGACUGGUCAGGAAUCAGCCUGGCUGUGCCUCCCUGUACCUCAAGGUGUUAUCCACAAAUACCCAAAUUCACCACUGCUAUAUACCGGUAAUUACAAUAAGUUUUGUACAAUGCAUGUCUUGCAAGAUAUUUUAAAAGUCUUGUUCUCUUGAACAUUAAUAUCCUGUUGGAUUGUGUAUGUUCUCAUGUUAUGUGAAGUUUUGCUAUGUGUCUGUUACUGAAAUAUAUUGUGAGGUUGGGAACACCCCAACCAGCCUUUCAGGUACAACAGUGGAGAAGCCAGACAGUGGUUAAUGAUUCAUCCACAUCUAUCAAAGAAAGUGCACCCGCGUACUGGGCGGUGGAUGAGCAUCCGCCGAAAUGCCAAUUUUCGGCGGUAUUUCAGCGGCAACACCUAUUGACAUUGCUGCUUGUCGGUGGAAUUUCGGCGGAUCGUCCACCGCCAUGGUCCUCCGUGCUCGUUGUCUGGCACCUGCCCGACGAAAAAGGUUGGGGACCACUGGUCUAGAAGCCAAAGACGUUGAACUGGGGAAGGGUGGUCUCAGGCUGGAAAAGAGUCCCAGCCUGUGUAUUGAGGAUCUGUGACCUGUUUGUACCAUCCUUCAGGGUGAGACACUGCUCGAUUCAAAUCCUAUUUAGUUUGUAGAACUCAGAGUGUGAAUAUCUUUUUAUUUCUUAAG
Molecule: messenger RNA, 2462 nt
Organism: Mauremys reevesii (Reeves's turtle)
Lineage: Eukaryota; Metazoa; Chordata; Testudines; Geoemydidae
Exons: 7
Coding region: 612-1934 (440 amino acids)
Cellular component (GO): canonical inflammasome complex
Source: RefSeq, a predicted model, not a curated record